Messenger RNA from Scutellospora calospora, 317 nucleotides. Lineage: Eukaryota; Fungi; Glomeromycota; Glomeromycetes; Diversisporales; Gigasporaceae. The record is from the annotation of a GenBank genome assembly.
AUGGAUAUCGGUUACAAAAGCGUCGUAGGCUUAAGGGCGAUGAAAGUUUUGAAUACGAAUCGAAUUUUGUUUUAAGUGAUAGAUCAAUUGUUGUAGAAAAAUUAGAACCAAUACAGAAAAGCUAUUUCUUGGAACCCAGAAAUAAUAUGAAAUGUGAUUUGCUGGAGUCAAUAGCUUCAAGAUGUAAGAAGUUUGUAAAUGAUUUUAAUAAGUCAGGAAAUACACGUUUUCUUAGAAAUGUUGUUCACAACAAAUCUUGGAAGGAGAAUGUAUCAAAACUUGGAAAGAGAGCAGAACGAAUACUUAGUGUACUGUAA